GGUCACUCAUUUAUUUUAAUUCUUUGUAAUUUUUCACUUGCAUAAAAUCUUGUACGAAUGGCUAUAACGAAAAAAGUAUAUAAAACACGACUAACACCACUUGCUUCACUUAUUAUUGGUCCCUCACUCUAACAAAAAUAAAAACUCCCCCUCCUUUCUUAUUAAAUUCCCCUGUUUUUUUUUUUAAUCAACUCUCAUAUUUAUCUCCAAAAUACAAGGAUGAUACACACAAAAUCAGAGUCAGAUUUAACAAGUUCAGCACCAUCAUCACCUUCAAGAUCACCAAAAAGACCAAUAUACUAUGUACAAAGUCCAUCAAGAGACUCACAUGAUGGAGACAACAAGUCAGCUUCAUUACAAGCAACACCUAUGUACAAUAGUCCUAUGGAGUCCCCUUCACAUCCUUCCAUGGGUAGGCACUCAAGGAACUCAUCCGCAAGCCGGUUUUCGGGUGUGUUUCGGUCUUCCUCGGGGCGAAAAGGGAGCCGAAGGAGGAAUGAGAAAGGUUGGCCUGAGUGUAAUGUAAUUCUUGAAGAAGGUCACUAUGAUGGUGUUGAUGAGAAAGGGUUGUCAAGAAGGGUUCAAGCCUUAAUUGCGGUGUUUAGUUUUGUUGUGUUGUUUACUUUGUUUUGCUUGAUCAUUUGGGGUGCUAGUAGACCUUUUAAAACUCAAGUCACUUUGAAGAGCUUAUCAGUACACUACUUCUCUGUGUCGGAGGCAACGGAUUUCUCCGGUGUACCAACAAGAGUAAUGACAUUCAAUGGCUCACUGAAGCUAGGCAUACACAAUCCUGCUACAUUUUUCGGCAUCCAUGUUAGCUCAACCCCCAUUGCUCUUCUCUACUCGGAGAUUACAGUUGCUACUGGUCAGUUACUGAAACAUUAUCAGCCUAGAAAGAGUCGAAGGACUACUUCAAUUACAGUAUACGGAGACAAGGUACCGUUGUAUGGUGCUGGAUCAAGUGUAGAUGUCUCUAACGAGCACGGUGGCCAGGUUCCGUUCAUUCUCGAAACGGAGAUCCAUUCUCGAGGAUAUGUCGUUGGGAAGCUAGUGAAAACGAAGCAUCGUUUGCACGUAUCCUGUAACAUUACGGUCGAUUAUCUAAGCACCAAGCCUAUCAAAUUUAGGAAGAAUACUUGUUCAUACUUUUGAUAAAAUAAAUACUUAAUUUGGGUGAUGCAAGAGUUGUUAAUUUGUUAUUGUUAUCUUAGUUUUGGGAAGUGUAUGUAGUGAUACUUGUAGAUAACUAGCUAGAUGUCUUGUGUAUUCAAAAGUUAACUUUUAUAUUGCAUUUCUUUUCUUUUCUAAUUUAGAUUACAACUUCUUUAAUUUA
Chenopodium quinoa (quinoa) is the source of this 1333-nucleotide messenger RNA. RefSeq lists its product as uncharacterized. NCBI's taxonomy places the organism in Eukaryota, Viridiplantae, Streptophyta, Magnoliopsida, Caryophyllales, Amaranthaceae. The transcript is spliced from 3 exons. The record is from RefSeq and is a predicted model, not a curated record. Bases 220 to 1152 code for a protein of 310 amino acids.